AUGGCGAGUAGGCGCGGCAAGACGUUGCUGCGCCGAAUAUUUCGGCGGAUCGCCAUCAGGGUCAUCCGCGGUUACCGGACGGUGUCACAUGCGGCGGCCUCUGUUCUGGCGGAAUUGCCGCCCAUCGAGCUGUACGCCCAAAUGUACGCCGAGGUGUACAGGCGUACAAAAGAGCUCGAUGGGCUAGGCGUAGUACUGAUCCCGCGGGUCAGGGCUGCCGUGAGGCUCCAGGCUCGGCGACGUAUGCUGGAGAGGUGGAUAGAAGACCUCUCCAAUCCCCGAAAUAACUCGGGGAGACGCGUCGUCAAAGCCAUCCGCCCCCGAUUAAUCAAAUGGGUGGAAAGGGCGGAUGGCGAGAUGUCAUACCGUGUGGCACAGGUAUUUACGAGUCAUGGGUGUUUUGGCUCGUACCUGUGCCGCAUCGGGCGCGAGAUGGACGCACGCUACCAUCAUUGUGGUAGGGGCGAGGACACGGCGCAGCACACGCUGGAAGACUAUCCAGCGUGGGCGAACGAGCGCCGUGCCCUCGUCCAACAGUUGAGGAGUGACGACCUCUCGCUCUCGAGCGUCAUUACGACGAUGCUCGAGGGCGAGGAGUCCUAA
Molecule: messenger RNA, 603 nt
Organism: Formica exsecta
Lineage: Eukaryota; Metazoa; Arthropoda; Insecta; Hymenoptera; Formicidae
Exons: 1
Coding region: 1-603 (200 amino acids)
Source: RefSeq, a predicted model, not a curated record